Molecule: messenger RNA, 5365 nt
Organism: Manis pentadactyla (Chinese pangolin)
Lineage: Eukaryota; Metazoa; Chordata; Mammalia; Pholidota; Manidae
Gene: PITPNC1
Product: phosphatidylinositol transfer protein cytoplasmic 1
Exons: 9
Coding region: 1-1068 (355 amino acids)
Biological process (GO): phospholipid transport
Cellular component (GO): cytoplasm
Molecular function (GO): phosphatidylinositol transfer activity; phosphatidylinositol binding
Source: RefSeq, a predicted model, not a curated record
AUGCGAGGCUGCAGCCCCCGCACCUGCACCGUCAGGGUGAUGCAGAACGUUCACGGGAGCACCAUGUCUACCUUCUACUCACAGCCAGGUCUCUUCCACGCUGCACCAGGCCCAUGUUACAAAAUCGGUCAGCUCUACAUGAUCAGCAAACACAGCCACGAACAGAGUGACCGAGGAGAAGGGGUGGAGGUUGUCCAGAACGAGCCCUUUGAGGAUCCUCACCAUGGCAACGGGCAGUUCACCGAGAAGCGGGUGUAUCUCAACAGCAAACUGCCUAGUUGGGCUCGAGCUGUUGUUCCCAAAAUUUUCUAUGUUACAGAGAAGGCUUGGAACUAUUAUCCCUACACAAUCACGGAAUACACAUGUUCCUUUCUGCCGAAAUUCUCCAUUCACAUAGAAACCAAGUAUGAGGACAACAAAGGAAGUAACGACAGCAUUUUUGACAGUGAAGCCAAAGACCUAGAGAGAGAAGUUUGCUUUAUUGAUAUUGCCUGCGAUGAAAUUCCAGAACGUUACUACAAAGAGUCUGAGGAUCCUAAACACUUCAAGUCAGAGAAGACAGGAAGGGGACAGUUAAGGGAAGGCUGGAGAGAUAAUCAUCAGCCCAUCAUGUGUUCCUACAAGCUGGUGACCGUGAAGUUCGAGGUCUGGGGGCUUCAGACCAGAGUGGAACAAUUUGUACACAAGGUGGUCCGAGAUAUUCUGCUGAUUGGACAUAGACAGGCUUUUGCAUGGGUUGAUGAGUGGUAUGACAUGACAAUGGAUGAAGUCCGAGAAUUUGAACGAGCCACUCAGGAAGCCACCAACAAGAAAAUUGGCGUUUUCCCACCUGCAAUUUCUAUCUCAAGCAUCCCCCUACUGCCUGCUUCAGUCCGCAGUGCCCCUUCCAGUGCCCCAUCCACGCCUCUCUCCACAGAUGCACCAGAAUUUCUGUCUGUUCCCAAAGAUCGGCCCCGGAAAAAGUCAGCACCAGAGACUCUCACACUUCCAGAUCCUGAGAAGAAAGCCACCCUAAAUUUACCUGGCAUUCACUCUUCCGAUAAGCCAUAUCGGCCCAAAUCAGAGUAACUUCAUAGGAAUACGUCAUGGGGUUUUGUAUUUUUGUUUGGGGUUGUUGUUGUUGUUGUUUUUUUUAAGAAUCUUCUGAUAUUGAAAAAAGACUGUUUUGUCACUUAAACAUGUUCCUUCGAUCUCUGAGUAUGCAUGUGGUCAAGUAAUUUAACAUAUAAUAUCAUUCCCUAAGUAUGCCACACAGCGUCAUGUUAGUUGUAAAUGUAAGACUUGCAAAGGACAGAAGGAAUCUUCUGUAGCCACAGCUGGAAGCCAGGGAGGAAGCCUUGCUUUGGGCAUUUGAUGAGGUUGGCGUGGACUUCGAAGGUAAAUAAAUGAAAGCUUUGCAUCAUUGUGUACAAGGUGUGGUAAAAUAGUCAAGUCAGUUUCCUCCCAUCAAACCUGAAAUUCUCAAAAAUACUCUCAGGCAUUACAUACCUAAUUGUUAAAUUUUGAACUGCUCAUCACCAGUACUUGAAUACCAGUAGUUACUGAGAUUCCUAUUUUGGUUAGUCUGACUCAGGAUUUGGGGCCUAAUUAACUAUUUAAAUUUUUUGAAAAUUUUAACUAUCAACAUAUGGAGGCUCCAAGUGCAAUUAAUGGCAACUUAUUUAUAUCUUUCACAGAAUUUAAUAAAGAUUCCACUUGUUUCUGUCUUUUAAUAACUUUUCCCUUUGUGCCCUUGUGGCCUCAGAAAUCGCUAAGAAUUAUGUGGAUAAAUGUGACCAUAACUGACUGAUUUUGGAAAGGUUUGGUUUAGGAACCAAGAGGCUCAGAAGAGGUGAGAAUCUUUUUUUCUCCACAGGUACCAAAAAACCUUGACCUGUCAGCUUCCAUCAUCCAUUGAGAUUCUUAGAAUUUGCAAUUAAUUGAAUAGAAUUCAUUGACUAUUUGCCCAUUCAAAGAAGUUCAAGGGUUGAGUAAGCUAACUGGACUUUAAUGCUGUCAGAACAUCUGAUUCAGGAACCCUACAAAAGAGAAUUGCCUCCCAUCCCCCUCCUGGUUUUACUAUCAAUAACAUUCAGAUUUACCAGGAACAGAUUGCCCAUCACCAGACCUUAAAAAAGACUGUCACUCUCUUGCUCCUUACUUGAAAUAUAAAUAUUGGGAGUGUCACUGAAGUAGAGUAAAUACCGUCAAGUGGGAGGAGAGAAUGAGCGGAAUUGCUGAUUCCCAUUUCUUUGUAGGGUAAAAAGGAGUGAUGAAAGAUGCCCCUCCGUCUAGCUUUCUUUCCUGCUAGGAGUGGUAGAAUCAAGCUUGACGGGAGGCAAGAUCAUUCACCAAAGUGACAGGAAGAGAUCUCACCUUUGAUCAAAAAGAACAAUCUGCCACCUUUGCACCUCACUGCCUUUAAAUGGAAUGGCAAGCAAAAUCUAGCACUUACUUUUGUCCUCCAAGGGAGGAAGAGAACAAGGUAAUUGAGCAACUUAAAGGCCCCACCUAGCCUUCAUGACCAUAACCUACCAACCUCAGGAAAAGGACCUUCCCAAAAGAGAUUCCAAAGGAAACCAUAAACCAAGGAGCAUGUUCUCCUUCCUCACACAGCCUCUCAGCUGUAGACCCUGCCUGCUUCUCUCUCAGUGCUCAGUACUCUGCAUGGUGUCUUUCAAAUUGACAAACUCUCCCAAGGUGCAGGCGCUGGCCCCAUGAGCCCAGCACCAAGUGUUCUAAGUCAUUUGUCAGACUGUUAAGAUAAUUUCUUUAUUUAUAGGUCAACAUGUAGCUUAAAAAAUAAAUAAACCCAGGACUGAAAGGAAACAGGUUGCAAAUAGCUUAGAUCAACAGUGCAUCUCUUCCCUAAGAAUGAUAGCAUUGUAGUAAGACAUCUUUGCAUGGGAUGGUAGCAUGGUUUUUGCUUGUGGGAAAACAAUCUUUUAUCAAACCCCUUGGACUUCUCAAUGGCUUCCCCUCUCCACACAGUAGUACUUAACAAGAAUGUUUGGCUUUAGAAUGCAAAAGUCUACUUUGAGAAGACACUGACAUAGUUGUAUGUAUUUGCUUAUCAUUUGCAAGCUGAAAUCAAAAUGGGAUGGGGUCAUUAUUUUCACAUAGAAAGUACAUAUUGCGUGCAGCUUGCUAAUACAUCUGGCACCUAGUUUUUCCAUUAAUGCCAUUGCUAUUUUUCCUUUUUGUAAAGUAGCUUCUCCUAUCAAGAGAUCAACACUUCUUUAGAAAGUGCUUUAGAAAGCUACUUUCUGAUUUCCUUCCAUGAGUUUUCUUUCUCAUAUGACCAGUACAUACCACGGACAUCAGUUGCAAAGCCAUCAAUGAUAGUGUGAUUCUUAGCCAACAAAUGUGUGUGCUCUUAAAGUAUGUUCAAUUUUUCUGUCUAAAUGUAGUUUGUGUGCACUUACAGGAGAGGGUGCAAAUAUUCCUUUAGCUGCUUUGAAUAUUUAAUCCAGUGAUCACAAGGCAUAAAUGACUUCAAUAUUUUAUCUAUCUUGAUUUCCAAGUGUCAUUUCACAGUCUCCAUACAUGAAUUUGUUUAUUGUGGGAUACAAGCCUGCAAAGAUUGUAUAUAUAGAACAAUAAUACCUAUAAGGAUGGAAACUCAAUGGCUGCAUGAUGGAAACUUAAUAGAAGAAAAAAGCAGAAACUUGAAUUUAUUAAGCAUGUUUUGGGGAAAAAUAGAAUCUUAACUCAGUGCCUCUGUCUGCAACGUGGAAACCUUCAACUUUGUUCACCAAAAUUGUAUUAUACCUGUAUAUAUAUAAAUAUAGUAUAGUGAAUCAGACACCACCCAUUUUAAGUCUCUGGUAGCCAAAUAAAAUAACUAAUCCAUAGAAUAACACAUACGUUCACCCCAUCUUCAUCUCUCGUGUUCGUGGGGACCAUCAAAAUGACCAUAAAUUUCAUUCCUUUGGAUGGACUUCAAAUUAUGAAAUGCUUUUCGUUGGCUGUAGCACAGCAUUGCUGCUUUGGCUAUGCUUUCCCUGGACAAGAAGAUCUCGGUGUUUUUACCACAUAAACUUUGGCGGAAGUCAGCUCUGAAGACCAUUUCGUUUUCCCACUUUUGGGCUGUGAUAAGACCAAAGGCCAAGCAUGACAAGAAAGGAGUCCAUGGCAUUUCUCAGUCACCACCGUCACACCCAAAACAAUACGAGCUUGUUCGUUACAAACCCUUCUGUUUUGGUUUUGCAACUGUGUGUGGGGAAGAUCGUUUUGAUUUAUUUGGAGGUAUUUAUGAGCCAUGUUUUGGUUGGGAUAAUAAAUCUCUAAGUAGCGCAGUUAUGGGUGCAAACACUUAAGAACACAAGACCCCUAAGAGUAAUCAUUUGGCUUCCUUUCAAGACGCUGUAAUAAACGGUGUCAUAAAUAAAAAGAAAAUCGAUUCUGACACUUCUCAAAAAAUCAUUUUUCCAUGAAAAUUUCAGAGUUAAUGUAUUUAUGUGUAUUUUUAACUUCUUUCCUCAACAUCUCUUCAUGGCUCAGAGACAAGGUCACUGGCUGGCUUAGGUCAAUUGGAAUCUUACUUUUCAGAAGGGCCAGAGUAUGAUUUACUCUAUAUGAUGUGAACUCAGAAAAAUCUAACAGAGAAAAGUUGUCUGAAUAAUUUAGUCCCUUUCUGACCAUCUGGUUCUGGAGGCUCGGUAACAGUCUGCCGUCUGAGUUGUAUUCUUGAAAUUUAAAAACAAAAAAAUCUGUCCAGUGACUGCAAUUGAUCAUAAAUAGGCUACUUAAAGCUAUUCAUUUUUGCUGAAACUGAAGUGUUACACAAUAGCACACCAUCUGCGUACAGAGGCAACACAUACCAGGUUGUUCUGUGUUCUACCUUCAAACGGUCUGUUUGCAUUUGAAAUAUAAGUGUUUAAGCUUUUUAGGAUUAGUGCAAUAAGAGAAUGUGAACAUGUUGAGGACUUAUAAGAUGCCGUUAUUAAUUGUGAUUUUGUUGUUAAGUUAACAAAUGCUCUAGGAUAAGCCUCAAUGUUUUAGCUAAAAUUGAAAAGCAUGUCUGUUGAAUUGCAAGUCUCCCUUCAGCUUCUAUGUAUGGCCAAGAAGGGGUUUUUUUGAGUUGAUGUUACACCUCUGCCACAUAUAUGUAACUUCAAGUGUAACUGUUAGUGUUUACAUUUCAAGCUGGGAUCUUGAUUAGUUAAAUUAGUCAGUAUAUCACUGCCACUGCUGAAGGACCAAGUUUUGGAAUGCACAGUGUUCUAGACAACAGGCAAAGCAAACAAAAGUUGAUCCUCACACAUGUCAUCCUUUUGUGUCAUUUUAUGGCUGUUUUGUGUUUUUUUUUCCCAGUUAUUUAUUAUUGUUAAUAACUUACUUUUUCUUACAUUCUAUUGUAAAUAAAGUACAAAGCAAUCUCCUU